Messenger RNA from Penaeus chinensis, 9366 nucleotides. Its product is annotated as nuclear mitotic apparatus protein 1-like. Bases 212 to 8860 code for a protein of 2882 amino acids. NCBI's taxonomy places the organism in Eukaryota, Metazoa, Arthropoda, Malacostraca, Decapoda, Penaeidae. The transcript is spliced from 30 exons. The record is from RefSeq and is a predicted model, not a curated record.
GAGGGCAGGCGGUCGCUCCGUCCUCCUUUUUUUAGUCUUCUUAUUAAAUGUCUGGAAUUUAGUGGUGUGUGUGGUAUAUGUGAAGUGAAGUGGAUAUUGAGCGACACCCGGACACAAAUGUGGUUUUAAUUUGGUGCUUCUUUUACCCAAAAGAAGACUUUGUAUCUUGUUUUUACUGGUGAUUCAUGGAUGCUGGAGACGACCGUUCAGAAUGGAGGAAAUAACAGCUGAGCAAGUAACGCUUAAAUGCGUAAACUCUCUGGAGUUGUUACCAGAGACUAUAUCAUCCAUUACGCGGCUAGCAGAUGGGAAAUUUUUUGCACAUCUGAUAAAUAUUUUAAAAAAUCUAGAUAUCCAGAACAGUGACCUAGUCAGUAAUAUCCCCGUACUUGAGACUAUUUUAAAAGAGCAUUUUGCUGGACCUGACUUAGUCAACUUUGAAGAUGUGGCUGGAGGUAACAACUUGGAGCUUACAAAGCUCACUCUUCUUCUCAUGUACAUUAUGAUAUUUAUGGAUGCCAAAUUGAGAAGCAAGCUUAUCAGCUCCCCAGUAAUGGAUCAGUCCACACAAGUAAAGUUUAAAUAUCUCAUCGAAUCAAUCCAGAGAAGAGGAUCAGGGAUGAGCUCAAAGUUCCUAAACAUACUCUGUACAGAAAGACUCGAUGGCAAAGUGUCAGCACGUUGCCAGACUCCAGUUGCAAACAGUGGUCCGUGGGGCUCUCCAAACGUUUAUUCCAGCUCCCCAAAGGCAGCACCAACAUCACCGUUACGAGACUUAGUGCAGAGUCCACCAUUUCGAAUGCAAAAACUUUUAAAUGCUAAAACAAAAGAAGUUAAGCAGUUGCAACAACAAAUACAUGGUUUGGAAAAUGAAAAACAAGAGGCAGAGGUGAACACAGUCUUGUUGCACAAAAAGUUAUCCAAGAUGUCUAGUGACCUCGAAAAGUGUCAGUCUGAAGUGAGAGAACAGAAACAGUACCGAGAUGAACUGGAAACAAAGCUGAUGGCAGGCGAAGACCUUGUGCAGCAACAGAUGCAUAGGUUAGCAAAAGAGUCUGAGCUUCUAAGAACAGAAAAUGCAUCAUUGCAAGAUACAGUUAAUAAAUUACUGGAGUCAAAUGAUGAGUUAUCCACCAAGAAAGAAUCCUUACACAGAAGAUAUACGCUUGUCACAGCAGAAAGAGAUCGAUUGGAGGAGGAGAUUUCAACGCUUUCAAGAGCAGGACUGGAAAAUCAAAGCAUAAUAGAAUCCCAGUCAACUCUACUAGUAGAUCUUAAAAGUCAACUUGAAGAACUACAACAAUGUCUUUUGGAGAAUAACAGACCAGCCAAUCGUACCAUUGAAGAGUCUUUUGAAGGGGGAUCUCCAAUGAAUUUCUAUGAUGCCCCUUCCCCAGCAAAUGGAAGUGGAUCUGGAAGCAAUGUGUCUGGAGAGAACAUGGCUGAAGCAAUUGUAGAUAAGAUCUUGGGUGAGACUCAGGAGCAAUUAGCCAAACUUCAGACUCAGUAUGCUGCUCUGAAAGAAAAAUUAGGAGAAACCACUUACAGUAGAGACCAACUCCUUGCCCAGGUUGAAGCUCUCACAGGUGAAAAUGAUGCCAUAAAUGUUGAACUUGGGCAAGUUAAGGGGAAUUAUUCUCAGUUGAUGGUUCAGCAUGCAGGGCUUCAAGAGCAAAAUAUGGUAACAUCUUCUCAACUACAGGAAAGCCAAUCCAAAUUCUUGCAAGUAGAGACUGAGAAAGUUGGCUUACAUAGAGAACUUCAAGAAUCACAGGUCUCUGUCCUGACCCUGAAGGAACAACUAAACCAGAAAAUGAAGGAAUUGGCUGGACGCUGUUCAGAAUUGGAAGAAGUUGAAAGUAAGCUGAAACUGGCCAGCCAGGAACUGGAAUGCACGUCAGCAAGUCUGAAGACGGUAACGGAAGCCAAGUGUACUUUGCAAGAAGAAUUUAACAGGACUGUAUCAAGACUGAAUGAGGAUUUCCAAAUGCAAAAAGUUAACCUGACAGAAGAAUAUGAAAAGAAGGUUGAAGAACUGAAUAACAACCUGUCAAUUAUCAUGGUUGAAUGGGAAACUCUUUCAAAGGAGAAAACUUUGUUAAAACAAGAACUUCAUAACAAAGAAGAAAGCCAUAUAACUGAAAAGAAUCUGCUUGAGCAAAAGGUUUCUGAGAUGGAGGGAGAGAUUUUAGCUUUGGUGAAUGCCGUGGGUGCAAAGGAAAGUGAGCUAACGGAACAGCUGGCUAACUUCACUAAGCAGAUGGACUCCAUAAAUGCUGAAAAAGUGGUGCAUGAAGGAAAGGUGGCAGAAGUUUGUGCACAAAUAAAUGAAAUGGAAACACAGCAUGCAGCAACGUUGGAUAUCCUAAAAACAGAAGCAGAGAAACAGCAAAAUGAAUUUGACAGCACUCUCUCUGAAUUACAGGAUAAGAUGAAAGCACUCCACUCAGAGAAGGUGCAGAUUUGCAAUGAAAGAGAUGAGCAGGUAGCAGCAGUCAAGUCACUUACUGUGGAGGUUCAGUCAAAGCAAGAAGCUGUCUUUUCAGUAGAAAAAGAAAAGCAAGAAAUGUGUGAAAUGUUUGAACAAGAAAAGACAGCCAUGUCUUCCAUAAUCAGAGCUCAAGAAGAAGCCCUUGAUACCUUGAAGCAGCAAAUAGAAACAACAUUAAAGGAACACAAAAGUGAGAAGGCAGGGCUAGAGGAAAGAAUUCAAGAAAAAGAACUUGCUUUUGCCACUGUCAGAGAGGAGCUAGAGAAAACAAUAUUGACACUCAAAAAUGAAAAGGCAAAGCUUGAGCAGGAUAUUCUAGAGAAAAGUACUGCUAUCACAGAUCACCAAAAGCAAUUUGAAGAGUUUGUGAAACAUGCAAAUGAGGAGAAAGCUUUACUACUUCAAAAGAUUCAGGAAAAUGAAACUGCCUUCUCAGCAGCCAAACAAGAAAUGGAGAUGGCUGCCACAUCCUUAAUCAGAGAGAAAGAUGUGGAGCUACAAAAUAAAGAGAGAGCUCUCAUGGAUUUACAGCAAGAAAAGGAACUCAACUUUAUGCUUAUUUCUGAAGAAAAAACAAGGAUGGUUGAAAUUAUCCAAGCAAAAGAAGAAGCUCUUGUUUCCUUGCAGAAACAAGUACAGGAAGUGAAGUUGUCUACAAACAGUAUAAUUCAAGAGAAGGAGGGCAAUAUUAGUUCACUUCAAAAGGAACUUGAAGUGGCUGCUGAAGCCUUUGGCCAAGAAAAGGCAGCUUUAUGUGAAUUAGUCAAGGCAAAGGAAGAGGAGGUUUUAUCAUUGCAAGUCCAGGUUAAAGAAAUAAAGGAUAAGAUGAAUUGGACAAUUCAGUCAAAAGAAGAAGUUAUAUUGUCGCUGCAGCAGGAAAUGCAACACAACCUUGAUACCUUUGAAAAGGAAAAAAUUACUAUGCAGGGUGAGAUUAAUGCUAAACAAGAGGCAUUAACAUUGGCUAAACAGCAGAUGGAGGAGGAGAAAGUGUGCAGCAGUAGAAUUGUUGGGGAAAAGGAGGAAGCUUUAACAUCAAAACAGCAGGAAUUACAGUCUAAUAUUGAGUCCUUUGAACAAGAGAGAGUGGCUUUGCAAGCAGAAAUUAAAGCUAAGGAAGAGGCUUUAGCACUGACUAGUCAACAGUUACAAGAGGAAAAGAUGUCCAUGGCCAAAAUAAUUGAAGAAAAGGAAGAAUCUCUCAAAUCUAAACAAGAAGAAAUGCAAGAGGCAGUAGGAAGGUACAACAAAGAUAAAAUGUCCUUAGAUGAAGACCUGAAGACAAAGGAAGAAGUUAUUUCAUCACUGCAAAAGAAAUUGCAAGAUGAAGCUUCAGCCCACAGUGAAAUGUCACGCAUGAAGGAAGAAGCGCUGUUUUCUUUGGAGCAGAAAAUGCAAGAAGAUUCAGGUGCCUUUGACAACGAAAAGGCAGCCAUGGUUCAAGAACUGCAGAGUAAAGAAAGAAUGCUGAAUCUACUUGAAGAGCAGAAUAGAAAGACUCAAGGAAUAUUGGAAAGUGAGAUGACUGCUCACAUGCAAGCUCUUCAAGAAAAGGAAGCUUGUAUAAGCCACCUUAGGGAGGAUAUGGAAAAGGCAGAAGAGGAACACCAGUUGCAUAUACAAAAAAUGCAGAGUGACCUCACAGAUGCUUCUGCUGCAAGUGACACCCAACAGAAAACAAAUGAUGAGCUGCUAAGAGAAAUUGGUGCACUGAAAAAUGAGAUCACCACAAAAGAAGCUUUGUUCAAGCAAAAUUUAACAGAAAAACAGGAAGAGACAGUGACUGAGAUAAUGAUUCUAAAAGAAAGUCUUAGUGAAAAGAACAGUGCUUUAGAAAAGGUUCAUAAGGAAAUUGAGGAACAACAACAUAAACACAGUUUAGAGAUUGAGGGAUUGCAAACGGCACUUAAUGAAAAUGCAGUAAUGAUAACAUCUCUCAGAGAAGAGAAAUCAGAAAUAGAGAGGAAAAUGUUUGAAGAGUUGAGUUCUGUCCAGCUUGUAUUGGAUACAAUCAGGAAGGAGAAGGAGGAAGAACAGCAAAAUAACGAGAACCAAAUUUCCUCUCUCAACAGAAUGUUAGAAGAGAAGUCUCAAGUUCUAAAGGCUGUGGAAGAAAAACUUGUGCUUUCUCAGUCCCAACAUGAAACCAUGAAGAGUGAUCUUGAGAAGAAUCUAUAUGAGAUCAAGGAAAAUGAGAGUGCUAAGACUGUGGCCAUGAUGUCAGAGUUGGCAGGAAAAUCAGAAGAAGUCUUAUCUCUUAAGCAUGAAUUAGACCAAAUUCAAGAAGAGAAGAGGUUAUUAUUGGAGAAUAUCCAGCAGAAAGAAGAUGCUUAUUCUUCGUUAAAGAACGAAGCAGAUCAAGCAAUGUUGACUCUGAAGAACGAUAUGGAACAGGAGAUUAAGGACAAGGAUGAACUAUUAACAGUACUACGAGAAGAGAAAGAAAUUCUGGCUAAAGAGCUUUCCCAAGAAAAAGUGUCUUUGACUGAAAUGAUCGAUGAGAAAGAAAGGAUUGUGUCUACACUACAACAGCAUACACAAGGUUCUACUGAAGUGCAAGAGAAAUUGACAUCAGAGGUUAAGCAAUUGGAAGAUGGUCUCCAAGAAAAGAAUAAGGCCCUAGGUGAAUUACAAGCACAGAUAGAUGAGGAGCAACAAAAACACCAGUUUGAAGUCUCCACUCUCAAGGAAACUGUAUGUGAAAUAACGAAGAAAAUGGAGUCUUCUACUGAAAUGCAAGAGAAAUUGACAUCAGAGGUUAAGCAAUUGGAAGAUGGUCUCCAAGAAAAGAAUAAGGCUCUAGGUGAAUUACAAGCACAUAUAAAUGAGGAGCAACAAAAACAUCAGUCUGAAGUCUCCAUUCUCAAGGAAACUGUAUGUGAAAUAACGAAAAAAAUGGAGUCCUCUAUGGAAAUGCAAGAGAAAUUGACAUCAGAGGUUAAGCAAUUGGAAGAUGGUCUCCAAGAAAAGAAUAAGGCCCUAGGUGGAUUACAAGCACAGAUAGAUGAGGAGCAACAAAAACAUCAGUUUGAAGUCUCCACUCUCAAGGAAACUGUAUGUGAAAUAACGAAGAAAAUGGAGUCUUCUACUGAAAUGCAAGAGAAAUUGACAUCAGAGGUUAAACAAUUGGAAGAUGGUCUCCUAGAAAAGAAUAAGGCCCUAGGUGAAUUACAAGCACAGAUAGAUGAGGAGGAACAAAAACAUCAGUCUGAAGUCUCCACUCUCAAGGGAACUGUAUGUGAAAUAACAAAAAAAAUGGAGUCCUCUAUGGAAAUGCAAGAGAAAUUGACAUCAGAGGUUAAGCAAUUGGAAGAUGGUCUCCAAGAAAAGAAUAAGGCUCUAGGUGAAUUACAAGCACAUAUAAAUGAGGAGCAACAAAAACAUCAGUCUGAAGUCUCCAUUCUCAAGGAAACUGUAUGUGAAAUAACGAAGAAAAUGGAGUCUUCUACUGAAGUGCAAGAGAAAUUGACAUCAGAGGUUAAGCAAUUGGAAGAUGGUCUCCAAGAAAAGAAUAAGGCCCUAGGUGAAUUACAAGCACAGAUAGAUGAGGAGGAGCAAAAACAUCAGUCUGAAGUCUCCAUUCUCAAGGAAACUGUAUGUGAAAUAACGAAGAAAAUGGAGUCUUCUACUGAAAUGCAAGAGAAAUUGACAUUGGAGGUUAAGCAAUUGGAAGAUGGUCUUAUAGAAAAGAAUAAGGCCCUAGGUGAAUUACAAGCACAGAUAGAAGAGGAGCAACUAAAACAUCAAUCGGAAGUCUGUAGUCUCAAGGAAACUGUUUGUGAAAUAACGAAAAAAAUGGAGUCCCUUGAAAAAGAAAAAUUAGCUGUGAAGCAGAGUGUUACAGAAGAGUUGGGGUCACUGAAGAUGAGCCUAGAUACCCUUAAGAAGGAAAAAGAGGAACAAGAACAGAAUUACAAAGAACAUGUAGCAUCACUAAAUACAAUGCUCUCAGAAAAAUCUGUUCUUCUCAGAACUCUUCAGCAAGAAUUGGAACAGACUAGCUCAACUUAUGAGUUGCUAAAGGGCAAGAUGGAGAAGGAAAUCUUAGAACUGAAAGAAAAGGAAAGCUUGAGAGUUGCCGAACUGAAGUCACAGUCUGAUGAGAAUUCCAAGAGGAUGCUAGUCAUGAAGCAGGAGAUGGAACUUGUCCGUUCAGCUAGUGAAGAGCAAAAGAAUAAGGAGAAAGAAGAAAUUGCAUUACGUGAGAAGGUUACCAGGGAUGCUGCUGUCUCUGAAUUAGAAAUUAAGAUUAAAACCUUGGAGGAUGAAAAGAAAGCAAAGGCCAAAGAACGAGAAGAGUUUGAAGAGCAGAUGAUGACAAGACUUGCCUUGCUUGAGAAGGAAGUGAAGACCAAAGAAUCCACUCUCCACUUACAAACCCAGGAGAUUGAGAAAGCCAAACAAAAAGUGGAGGAACACAAAGCCCAUGCUUUAUCUUUGGAAGCAAAGUUGAUUGACAGAGAACAAGAAGUCACUGCAGCAAAGGAGGAGGUUAUGAGAAUUGAACGUGAAAGUAACAGGUCAACUAAGAGCUUAUCAGAAGAACUACAGGCUGUCAAGGAUAAUUCUCGGGCAGAGAGACAAUCAGUUGUUCAGAAAAUGAAAUCUUCAUACAAGACUGAGGUUGAAAAGCUCAUGGUACAAAUUGAGGUGCAAGAGAAGGUGUUGAAAGAGAAGCAGAUCUUACACCAUAAGUAUGAACAAGCAAAGAAGAAGCUGUCAGAGGUCAUGACAGAGCUCAAUGAAAACAAAAAGUCAGAAGAAUACUAUCAGAAACAGAUGACAAAGUACAAGGAUCAUGUCAACAAACUCAAUGAGAGUCUUCAGAAUGAGAGGAAGAAACAGACAGAUCUUGUCGAGAGAAUACACGAACUGGAAGAGCAGAAGUUACCAAUAAAAGAGAAGCUGCAUGAGUCUGAGUUGACAAUAAAGCGACUUGGCAAUGAAAACAGAACUCUUGAGGCCCAAGUAAAACUUGCAGACUCCAAAAUGAGAACGAUGCAGAAACAGUGGGAGAGAGAGAGCUUUGGGUUUCCUAGCACAUUGAGAAAGGCAGCUUUGUCUGAGACUCAGCUCAGUGAAAUUAAGAUGCCACGACCUUCAUCAUCUUCCACUGAAGAGGAAAGCUUCAAUGAUUCAGAGCUUGCACUUAUACGAAAAUCAUCGAAAAAUCGUUCAAAAGAAAUGACUAGGGCUGUCUCAUCAGAUGUGGUAUUCAGGAAACCUACUCGCCAAAACACAGCGCUUGAGAAACAGCCCAAGAGUAGUGUAGAUAUUGCCAACCUAGCUGUGGCUGCAACAGGAAAGAAAAAGAUCACUCCAUCGCUUGAGAAAAUAAUGUCAGACAAGUCCUUGGGGCAUUCGGUACCAAGGGACAUGCUCUUCAACUGCGAGGAUGAAGAAGAACUUUUCAGCAACAAAUAUCUUAUUGAUAUGCAGGUUGGUCGGUGCAGCACUCUUGAUGACCCCCACUGGAAAAGAUUAUCUGAACUUCAGAGGAGAAAUUCCCUUUAUCCGCCCCAUAUGCGGUCUGCUUAUCCUGCUGAAAUGCAGUUCAGACCACUUCAGGACUUUGAUGAUGACAAAUUAAGGGCUGGCAAUGCUGUAGAAGAUAGACAGCUGUUGAACCUGACACAGGCUACUGAGAACCUAGGUCUUGAUUCUCCGGCCUUCAACCUCCGAAAACGGAAGUCUUUGUCAGAUUCUACACACUCAGAAACAUCUUUAGAAUCUUCUGGGGGAAAGCGUUCUAAAAGAUUAUCUACAUCUUACUCAAGACCAGGACCACCAACUCCUGGCAGAAAGAGUAUGAGUCGAGCGGACAAAGAAAAUCGAGCUGAGAACACUUCCACUCUCUCUGUAGGAAGUCGGGGGGGCAAGAUGAGCCCCAAGCCCACCUAUGCAGAAGGUUCUCCUGUAUCCACACGAUCCAGAAGAAGGACUAAUGUCCGCUCCACUCUGUCACCUGGCUCCAGUUCCACUACAUCUGCCCGAACCCCAGGUGCCAGGUCCAACCAUUCAGGGAGGUCUCCAGCCAAUGUCUCUGUCCUAAGUAAAAAGGGCGUGACCCCAAGAGGGAAGAGAGGUUUGACGCCCUCAUCACUACGUAAAAUCCUCUCCAAGGGGAAGUCACAAUGGAGGAAAUUGGAAGAUGAGGCAGAGACACCCAGGGGACUUGGGGACAGCACAGGAUCAAAUGGCAGCUCAAAGUUAAGGAUUUUCCGUAGACCCUUCGGUUCCAGAAAUUACAAUGUUCUCUCUGCAUCCCUAAGGUCUCAGGAAAACCCCCUCGACCUGAACGACUCAUUAACCGUAUCAACCGGGCGAUCAGGCCUAACUGUUGAUUGCAAGUCAAGAGGGAAGAAAUAGAGAAUUUUUAUAAUGAUAAGAUAGAGUGCAUUUCUUUUAAUAUCUGUAUAAAUUAGAAAGGCUUUUUUCUAAAGAUUUUAUUUGUUUUUAGUGUUUCAUUGCACUGUAAAGUUUUACACUACAGGAUGGUUAAAUACUUUUAUAUAUUUCUUUAGUUUUAUGAAUAAGACCAUCUGCCAAGAGCUUUACAGUUGCAUAACUUUUAUAUGGCUACAUUAUUAUUAUUCUUUUGUGAGAGGUACAAACCUGUUUAUAUGAAGCUUUACAAACUAACGUUAAGAAGUGAAUUAUAUUUAAAGAUUGUCAGCAGAAUAUGUAUGAUGUCAGGUGAUAUGUACUAUCCUGUCUGCUGCACAUUGUUACACAUUGUUGACUCUAUAGUUUUUCAUGUUGGUUGCUUUUUUUCUCAAGUAACUAAGUAACAAAUUAUCUUCCAUGUCUAUCCCUUUAUACACUACAACACAUGCAUAAAUCGAUUUGUAAAAAUAAUAAAAAAGUGCUGUAUA